Molecule: messenger RNA, 1645 nt
Organism: Sesamum indicum (sesame)
Lineage: Eukaryota; Viridiplantae; Streptophyta; Magnoliopsida; Lamiales; Pedaliaceae
Product: ribosomal RNA small subunit methyltransferase J
Cellular component (GO): chloroplast envelope; chloroplast thylakoid membrane
Source: RefSeq, a predicted model, not a curated record
AGAGUAGGAAGGUAUUCAUAUUUGGAUUUCGUUAUUAUAUAGAGAAAUCUUGUGAGAUUGAUUUUGGGAAUUGUGUUGCGCAAAGAACCCUCUCUCCUUUAUCGCCCGGUUCGGAGCUUUCCGCCAGUUUCCAACUGCGACGCCCGCCGCCGCCGUGUUCAGCCGGCCUAAUUCCAUUUCCAUCGGUUUGAAAGCUAACCCUCAUGGCCACCUGCACUGGCAGCCUUUAUACUUGCUGCUGUACUCGUUAUAGUUCCAGAAAUGUUGAUAAUUCUCUCUUCCCCAAAUACAGAAGGCGGAGCUCUCAAUUUCCGUUGUCCAUUUCGUUCUCGUCGUUAACUUAUUCGCCUUCUCGGCCGAUUUUAGCUAAAGCAUUGUCGAGUGGUGAUAAAAACAGCAGUAUUUCCGGUAAAAAGGAACAAAAGGUGGAAGAGGAGGAAGAGGAAGUGGAGGAGGAGUUGCCAUGGAUACAGGAGAAGGCUUUGGAUUUGGUGGAGUUCACGGGCUCCGUUACACAGGCCAUUCCGGGCCCGCGUGUUGGCCAGAGCUCAUUGCCUUGGGUUCUGGCUGUCCCCUUGGCUUAUCUUGGCAUUACCUUCGUCAUGGCCUUUGUUAAGACCGUCCGCAAGUUCAGCUCUCCCAGGGAGCAACGCCGCAAACUGGUCAAUAAAAAUGCGAUGUUAUGCAAAUCUAUAGACGAGCUGUUUGAGAAAGGAGCAAAUGAAGUAGACCAAUCAGCUUUAAAGGGGCUGGAGCAAAAGACAGGUUUUGACAUGGAGGAGAUUUUUCGGAAAUACGUUCGCUACGUGUUGAACGAGAAGCCAUUUAAUCCAGAGUUGGUAUCUAACUUAAUCCAGUUCAGAAAAAGUUCAAUGUUGGAUGAUUCCCAAGUAGCUGGAAUUCUGAAUGAGAUUUCAAGAAGGAUUGUGAAAGAGAAAGGUCCAGUGGUCAUGGAUAUGUCAGGAUAUUCUGAAAAGGGUUUCAAAAGAAAACUUGCCGUGCAAGCUCUUUUCGGAAAGGUGUAUUAUCUAUCUGAGCUGCCAGAGUUCUGUUCAAGAGACAGCUCCUUAACUGUUAAAGAGAUAUUUGGGGUAGCAGAUGAAGAUGCUGAGAAGCUUAGGCUCCACACUGUUUCAGAAGCCGGGGAUAUGGAUUCACUAGAAAAAAUGGUUGAUGGUUCAGAUGCAACAGACUCGAGUGAUGAACCAUCAGACACGUCUUGAUGCUCCAUCCAUCCCGUUACAAGGGUAAUCUAGUUGAUAUGAGGAGUACUUGAGAAGCACACACUGAAUUUUUGCAAUGUCAGUACUUGACCUAGUUGUACGACGAAAUUCUUUUUGUCCAACUGAAUCGGUUUCAUCCUAUGAGUUCUUUGCUGCAGGAUGAUGAGGGAUCUAAGCUUGAUCUAGUGCUUUUUACAUCAAAGUUCCCAAACAAAAACAUCUUAUGAGCAAAGUCCACUUCAAUGAUGAGCUGGGGUGAUACAAUUCAUUGACUUAAGUACAUGUUUGAUGAUUCAUUUUAUAAGCAGAAGCUAGUUAAAGUAGAUAUAUACCGGGUUCAUUCUUAGUGUUGCCAAACUUGCCAUCAUAUGUUUUGAGAUGAAUUAUACUUGAGAGUCUUUCAAAAUAACAGAAUUAUAUUA